UCACCACAAGAUGACGCAUCGUUCGUUAACGAUAGUUCCAAUGUCUACCACGACAUUUUGAAUCGCAAGAGGCGCGAUGUAUCGAAUUUCGCGGGAAGCCGGUCGUUCGCGAUCGGAGUCCGACUGAGUGCGGCGCGUCAACGUGACGAGGAUGAACGGUCGAUCAGAAUUUUGUCCACACUCGCGCCGAGUGGGAUUCCGACCGGACACGUGACCGCGCAUGCCGCGGCGUCGGUGGUCGGGCACGCGUAUACGACCGACCUCGUCUCCCUGCUUCUGUCCAAGUAGUUGCUCGGCAACGGGCUGUAUGUACCUGUUUCGUCGAUAGAAGCGUCAGGAGUUCCUCCGUCGCGCCGUUGCUCGCGCCCAGGCCAGCCCAGACCGCGGGAACGCGCCCAAUACGCAAGAUCUACCGGACACGGACCUACACCAACCCACUACGCAAAAUGCCGGCAAACGGACAACUUUGGAAGCCGGAAGAGGAUCCUUUGAUCGAGUUCGACGUCAAUCGGGAUGGGGCUUUGGACCUGCAGGAGUUCCGGGCACUUUGCGAGAAACUAUUCGGCUCCGAGGAGGUGGAAAAGCACGAGGAUGCGGUGAAAGAAAUUUUCCAAAUCUUUGACACCGAUGGAGAUGAUCUGCUGACCGGCGAAGAAUGGACUAGGUGUAACGAGAAAUGGGUCGCCGUCGUCGCGAGCCCAGUGAACGCCCUAUUGGUGGUGGAUGUACAGAAUGAUUUCAUCGACGGAACGAUUGCCCUUCGCGAUUGCGGAAAAGGAGAAGACGGGGCGGACGUCGUAGAGCCGAUCAACCGGCUGGUCAAAGAAGGUGACUGGCACAAAAUAAUAUAUUCCCUUGACUGGCAUCCCGAAGAUCACAUUGGAUUUUAUCACAACCUGAGCAUGCGAGAGCUCCAUCCCGAUUCAAAGGUUUCCAAGGAAGAGGCUAAGCUGUUCGACACCGUAAUAUUUUUCGAUCCUCAUUUGGAGCAAAGACUUUGGCCCAGGCACUGCGUUAUGGAUUCGUGGGGAGCUCAACUCCACAAGGAUCUGAUUGUCGCGUCAGGUUCCGCACAGGUACGAAAAGGCCAGAACCCUGAUAUGGAGACGUAUUCCGUCUUCUUCGACAACAAUGCGGUGAACUCGACGGAAUUGCUAGAUAUUCUUCGCGACGACGACGUCACGGACGUUUACGUCUGCGGUUUGGCUUACGACAUCUGCGUUAGGGCUACCUGUCUCGACGGUUUGCGCCUGGGAUAUCGAUUGGCGGUCAUAGAUGAUUGCUGCCGCGGAGUCGACCCGGAUGAUAUCGCAAAGACCCGAGACGAGAUAUCGGACAAGGGUGGAUUUUUGGCCAAGAGCGACGACGUCUUGUCCCUGGUCAAUGGUCAAAAGCGAAGCUUAAUCAUGGCGCGUCAGGGAGCCAGAAAUUUACUUAAAAAUUCCUCCGGCGACCCUACCGACUAAGAGUCCAAGAAGAGAAAACUAUAGUAUUAUAAUUUACAAACGGAGAAUGCACUUAAAGCUAUAUUAAGAAUCUUGACUUUUGAGUCACCCACGAGCAUAUCUUGAGAAAAGAGGAUCGUCACGACUCCUCCGUACUUACGUUCGAGGAAAAUAGAACAGCUUUAUAGUUAUAAGAUUUUAAAUUCUCGCAGCAUUACCAACGUACCUUAGUAGGAUUAAAGACGAUUCCAUUAUCGGUCAUUAGGGCAGGCCUGAAAUAUUCCAAUUUUCCAAAAACGAAGAAUUUCAUUUUCUUAGGAUUAAGUUAUUUAUAGAAUUCCGUACAAAUUUAAACCGAAACGAAAUACUUGACGUCCUCGGUUAAAACAUGCAACUAACGUUUACCUCAAAGUUCCUGUUCACGAAGAGACAUUUUUGGUAGAGCUUACCCCUUUACGUUGUAGUGGACACGCUGUUUUCAAUAGGUUAAUUUAAUUCAAUGAAUUCCACGUUUGUUAGGUAAUUAAACGAGGCGACGUGGGAACAGUUAGUCCAUGACAGGUUGUAAUAAAGUACAAAAAUGGUACGAUAUAAUACGAUAUUUAUGUUUUAUCUCUCGUAUCGCGUACCAUUAGAAACUGUCGAAAUCGCGCGACAAGCCAGUGAAUGAGUUGUAAAGACUUUAUAUACUUACAUAAUAAACGUGAUAAUCCUUCGCCA
Messenger RNA from Orussus abietinus, 2165 nucleotides. Its product is annotated as nicotinamidase-like. Lineage: Eukaryota; Metazoa; Arthropoda; Insecta; Hymenoptera; Orussidae. Gene Ontology annotation, molecular function: calcium ion binding. The record is from RefSeq and is a predicted model, not a curated record. The transcript has 5 exons. Bases 447 to 1466 code for a protein of 339 amino acids.